Messenger RNA from Dichotomopilus funicola, 474 nucleotides. RefSeq lists its product as uncharacterized. The record is from RefSeq and is a predicted model, not a curated record. The coding region runs from base 1 to 474 and encodes 157 amino acids. The transcript has 2 exons. Lineage: Eukaryota; Fungi; Ascomycota; Sordariomycetes; Sordariales; Chaetomiaceae.
AUGGCUCCAACACACAUUCCAACACACACGACCUUAAUAAUAUCUUCACUACAAUCCCUCCAACGUAGCGACCUCCCAAUCCUCAAACAACAACAACUCAUAGUCGCCUUCUUCGUCGUCACCUGUCUCCUCCUCCUCUUCCUCGUCUUCCUCGGCGACCAGCGCUCCUCUUCUACCCCUCCCUACCGACCUGCCAACGUCCGACGACGACCGGGGGAACAACGCCGACACAGGCGGAAAUCAAGCGGUGAUCAGCUUCCCGACAGUCCGCGGUCUGAACGAGGGGUGGUGGGUGAGAGAACGCCGUUGUUGUUCUCGGAGGAGUCUACGUUGGUUGGGUCGGAGGAGGAUGAAAGGGUGUUGGGGAAGGUGAAGAGGGGUGUUUCGUGGGCGGCGACGACGCCGCACACACCCUCGCCCCACACUGACACAGACCCCCCCUCGUCUGGGCAGCAGCGGAUCCCCGCAGCGUAG